Penicillium angulare is the source of this 993-nucleotide messenger RNA. RefSeq lists its product as uncharacterized. Bases 1 to 993 code for a protein of 330 amino acids. NCBI's taxonomy places the organism in Eukaryota, Fungi, Ascomycota, Eurotiomycetes, Eurotiales, Aspergillaceae. The record is from RefSeq and is a predicted model, not a curated record. The transcript is spliced from 4 exons.
AUGGCUUUCGAAAUGCAAAAUGAUUCAACACAAUUCGCCCAGUUUGUCACACUUAUAAUACUCACGCCGUUGGGUAUUGUGGUAACGGCCUUGCGCUUCGUCGCCGUCCGACGUGUUGAACGCAAAGUCGGCGCGGAGGACUGGCUGGCUAUCAUAGCCACUCUUUUCACUAUAUUGACCAACCUUUCAGCUUUGAUGGCAAUUGGCAUUUUGAAUGGACGUCAGAUCAACGAAGAAAUUGCUGAGAGCAAAUCGGAUUAUGUGCGCAUGCGAAAAGUACGUCUAAACUCCAAGCUUUCCCGCUCCAUUUACUGGGGCCUCACUAACCAAAGACAGUGGGAUAUAUGCGGUCUCUAUUUCUACUUUGUUCAAACACUCGCCGUGAAACUGAGUGUUCUAGCGCUCUGUUACCGCAUCUUCAGCUUCAACAAUACCGGCGGUAAAAUCUGCAUAUAUGUCUUGGGCGCCCUACAAACAAUCUUAUUUACCUGCAUGUGCAUCUUCCAGGGCUUCCAAUGCGUCCCAAUUCAGAGAUACUUUGACCCAUUUGUUCCCGGUCACUGCACAGAUGAGGGGACGGUAAUUCUAGGUGGGGAGAUUCCCAAUUCAAUAAUCGACUUUGCCAUGGUGAUUUUGGCAAUGGUUAUGAUUCGGUCUGUGCAGUUAUCAAAGAGAAAUAAACUGAGAAUAAUGUUUAUCUUUGGUCUUGGUUUUAUUGUUGGUAUAAUUGGGUUCGCCAAGGUCGCUAUCACUUAUUCUGUUAGCGAACUAUGGCAGCCACCAGUUUCUGGCGGGGAUACUCUGGUCACUCUCUAUUUUCAUGGAGCUCCUCCGUCUGGUCGACACGAACAGGGAAAAGCGGUUCGAAAACGCGUGGUGGAUAUGAUUCAUAUCGGCAAGCAAGUUAUGACCAGCAAACCCUUGUCCAAAGUAACGGCACCGAUGACCUUUCGUGGCCCAGUGCUACAGCUCAUGCUGACAGUCAUGCUUUAA